AUGUCCAUGGCGGCGGCGGAAGUGAAGGAAAAGCCGCCGGCUGAGGCCGUCAAGAACUACAAAGGCUUCGUCGCCGGGGUCUUCUCCGGCAUCGCGAAGCUCUCCGUCGGUCAUCCCUUUGACACAAUCAAGGUCCGUCUGCAGACGACCGACUCAUCGCGCUUCUCCGGGCCACUGCAAUGCGUCCUCCAGACAAUUCGCAAUGAGGGCGUGUUUGGGCUCUACAAGGGCGCCACGCCUCCGCUGGUUGGCUGGAUGUUCAUGGACAGCGUCAUGCUUGGCAGUCUGACGGUGUAUCGCCGUCUCCUGAAGGACAAUCUGUUCAACCCGCCCUGGCACCCGCUCCACGACCCCAACGUGCCCCUGCCCGCCCAUGGCCACGGUCUGGCGGGCAUCAUGGCCGGCAGCACCGUGAGCUUCAUCGCCGCGCCGGUCGAGCACGUCAAGGCGCGGCUGCAGAUCCAGUACGCGGCCAAGAAGAGCCAGCGGCUGUACAGCGGGCCCAUCGACUGCCUGCGCAAGAUCUAUAGGUACCACGGCGUGAGCGGCGUCUAUCACGGGCUGACGGCCACGUUGCUGUUUCGGUCUUUCUUCUUCUUCUGGUGGGGCAGCUACGACAUCUUCACCCGCUGGAUGAAGGAGGGCACGUCGCUCAGCGCGCCCGCCAUCAACUUCUGGGCCGGGGGGCUGAGCGCCCAGGUCUUCUGGCUGACGAGCUACCCGAGCGACGUGGUCAAGCAGCGGAUCAUGACGGAUCCGCUGGGCGGUGGUCUUAAUGACGGGACACGGAAGUUCAUGAGAUGGAAGGACGCUGCUGUUGCUGUGUACAGGGAGUCGGGUUGGAGAGGCUAUUGGAGAGGUUUCCUGCCGUGCUUCUUGCGCGCUUUCCCAGCAAACGCAGCGGCUCUGGUCGCCUUUGAAAGUGUUAUGCGGUCUCUGCCCUAA
This is a messenger RNA of Phaeoacremonium minimum UCRPA7, 945 nucleotides long. Its product is annotated as putative carrier protein ymc2 protein. Bases 1 to 945 code for a protein of 314 amino acids. NCBI's taxonomy places the organism in Eukaryota, Fungi, Ascomycota, Sordariomycetes, Togniniales, Togniniaceae. The record is from RefSeq and is a predicted model, not a curated record. The transcript has 2 exons. Gene Ontology annotation, biological process: transmembrane transport. Gene Ontology annotation, molecular function: transmembrane transporter activity.